UUAAAUAUUAGUAAAGAGACACUGAUACACCUCCUAACCAUUAGAUUGUGUCCACAGAAGUUAGAAAGAUAAAGAAGAUAAAAAAACUAAAGUGAACAGAGACUGUUUACAGAGCAAUGGUGCCGGAGACUCCUAAACUGCACAUCAUGGUGUUUCCAUUCCCAGCACAAGGCCACUUACUUCCACUUCUAGACUUAACUCACCAACUCUGUCUUCACGGUGUCGAUGUCUCCGUCCUCGUCACCACCGGAAACCUCCAAUACCUCUCUCCUCUCCUCUCUGCUCAUCCCUCCUCCGCCGUAACUCCCAUCGUUUUCCCUUUCCCUUCUCAUCCUUCACUCCCUCCCGGCGUUGAAAACGUUAAAGAUAUCGGUAACUCCGGUAGUCUUCCAAUCAUAGCCUCUCUUCGUCAGCUUCGUGACCCUAUUAUCCACUGGUUCCGUUCUCACCAAAACCCUCCUGUUGCUCUCAUCUCUGACUUCUUCCUUGGAUGGACACACGAUCUUUGCAAUCAAAUCGGUAUUCCUCGCUUUGCUUUCUUCUCUUCCGGUGCAUUAUUAGCUUCCGUUCUUCAGUUCUGCUUCAAAAAUAUCGACAUCGACAAGUCUACGGAUCCGGUUCAUUUCUUGGAUCUUCCUGGUUCCCCUGUUUUCAAGGAAGAGCAUCUUCCGUCGGUGGUUCGACGCUGCCUUGGAUCUCCUUCACCAGAUAUUAGAAGCUUUAAAGAUGAUAGCUUGAUGAAUUUUUUGAGCUACGGUUGCGUUUUUAAUACGGCUGAGUGUUUAGAAAAAGAGUACUUGGAUUACGUGAAACAGAGGGUAGGUCAUGAUCGGGUUUUUGGAGUUGGCCCGCUUUGUUCGAUCGGGUUGGACCCGGGUGGUGCGGAUGAAUCCGGUCCAUUGCUGAGUUGGCUCGACGGAUGUCCAGAUGGUUCUGUGCUUUACAUCUGCUUCGGAAGUCAAAAGGUGUUGACUAAAGAACAGUGUGAUGCUCUGGCCCUUGGACUUGAGAAGAGCGUGACUCGGUUUGUUUGGGUGGUUAAGAAAGACCCGUUACCCCAGGGAUUCGAGGAUCGGGUAUCGGGUCGGGGAAUGGUUGUUAAAGGGUGGGUCCCGCAGCGUGCGGUGUUGAGACAUGUAGCGGUAGGCAGGUUUUUGAGCCAUUGUGGAUGGAACUCGGUGCUUGAAGCAAUAACGAGUGGAGUCACGGUGUUAGGGUGGCCAAUGGAGGCAGACCAGUUUGUGAACGCGAGGUUGCUGGUGGAGGAUUUGGGAGUGGCGGUUCGGGUUUGCGAAGGAGCUGAAACAGUACCGGACCCGGAUGAGUUGGGUCGGAUCAUAGACGAAACAAUGGGUGAGAGUCGACGUGAAGUGGGUGCUCGGGCGGAGGAGAUACGGAGGAAGUUAGAGGCCAAAGGAAGCUCUUUUGAAGAUUUAGAAAGACUUGUCAAGGAAUUUGGUAGUCUUUAAAGAUUCCGGGGUCAAGAGAAAUAAAAAGUACACAAGCAAAUGACAAAAAGUGAUUUUACGUUCAUAUUUGUUCCAGUAUGAGUUGAAUUUGUCUUUGGUUGAGGAUCAUAUUUUGUAACGCGAAGAUGAAACUUAUAUUAAGCCAUUUACAGAAGAAAAAAGGUAAUCGAACUUGAAGAGGCAGUUGUUUUUGACAGGGUUGCAUCAAAUUCUACUGAACAAUAAGGCACCUAAGAGAACUAGAUUCAAGAUUGACUUCA
Molecule: messenger RNA, 1729 nt
Organism: Arabidopsis lyrata subsp. lyrata
Lineage: Eukaryota; Viridiplantae; Streptophyta; Magnoliopsida; Brassicales; Brassicaceae
Product: UDP-glycosyltransferase 89A2-like
Exons: 1
Coding region: 117-1469 (450 amino acids)
Molecular function (GO): UDP-glycosyltransferase activity
Source: RefSeq, a predicted model, not a curated record